AUGCUUAACCGUCUGCUCUUGUGUAUGUUAGGGGUUGCCUUUGCGGCCUCUGAUAACACCUACGAAUCUCAUUCUCUCUCAUACCAUAGUAAUUCAGGUGCCGCUUCAAAGUACGAUCAUCGUACAUCAUCAACUAUGUCGUGGGUCAAGAAUAUGUCCACGUCCUCAGUCCCUUCUAGUUUUACGACUUCAGUACUACACAAUUCUACUUCCUCAAUGCCCUCUAGUUUUACUUCAUUAGUUCCAUCUAGUCACAGAUCUCGGGCUCCAUACAACUCUACGUCCGCAGUUCCAUCUAGUCACAGAUCUCGGGUACCAUACAAUUCUACGUCCGCAGUUCCAUCUAGUCACAGAUCUCGGGUUCCAUACAAUUCUACGUCCGCAGUUCCAUCCAGUCACAGAUCUCGGGUACCAUACAAUUCCACGUCCUUGGUGCCACAUAGCUCUGAGCCCUCUGUGCCAUCAGUCUCCCAUGCUGUGAGCACUAAGAAUAUAUCCUUGAAAUCGACGACAGUAGUGACUGUUUGUACAACUACCUCUGGAACUUCCCAAUGCCAUACAACAGCACUUUCCACCGAAUUGGCCCCAACACACACUUCAACUUCAGAACAUCCCAGCGUUACUCCGUCCUCUGAGCAUACCUCCAGCAUCACCAUAACUGAAACUAUCAGUAGCAGUCAUGAAGCUACAUCACACAGUGAAGAGGCACCCAGCAGUACAACUGAAGAGUCAAUUACGUCUGUGACUUCUUCGGUGCCAGGUGUUUCGCACACUUCUACCCACACUUUAACUGAAGUCGAAUCCUCUGCCGUAACAGAAACCGAAAAAAUUGAGACAACCGCAUAUGUAACUUUCAGUUGUGAGGCCAACUCCUGUACAUCUGAGCAGUCAGUGACAUCUGAGGCUUCUUCAGUACCAGGUGUCUCGCACACUUCUACUCAAUCUGAAACUGAAGUUGCAUCGUCCGCCAUAAGAGAGACAGAAGCACCCAGCAGUACACCUGAGGCUUCUUCAGUACCAGGUGUCUCGCACACUUCCACCCACUCUGAAACUGAAGUUGCAUCAUCCGCCGUAAGAGAGACAGAAGCACCCAGCAGUACACCUGAGGCUUCUUCAGUGCCAGGUGUCUCGCACACUUCCACCCACUCUGAAACUGAAGUUGCAUCAUCCGCCGUAAGAGAGUCUGAAGCACCCAGUAGUACACCUGAAGAGUCAAUUACUUCUGAGGCUUCCUCAGUGCAAGCUGUUUCGCACACUUCCACCCACACUCUAACUGAAAUUGAAUCAUCCGCCGUAACAGAGACUGAAAGAUCUGAGACAACCGCAUUUGUUACUUCCAUCUGUGAGGCAGAAUCCUGUACGUCAAACCAAACUAGUGUUUCAGCAACCCUGCAACAACUUUCAAGUCAGUCGGAAAGCAGGCCUUCUACCUUACAUUCGUCUUUCUCCACUGAGUCCGGAUCUACUCAUAUCCAAGCAAGUCCUUCCUUAUCAAUUUUUGAGGCCUCUGCUCCUCGUGUGAAAUCAUCAUUCACAGUUCUUUUAUUGAUCUUCUCCUGGUUUUUGUGA
Molecule: messenger RNA, 1569 nt
Organism: Zygosaccharomyces rouxii
Lineage: Eukaryota; Fungi; Ascomycota; Saccharomycetes; Saccharomycetales; Saccharomycetaceae
Exons: 1
Coding region: 1-1569 (522 amino acids)
Source: RefSeq, a predicted model, not a curated record